Aedes albopictus (Asian tiger mosquito) is the source of this 2432-nucleotide messenger RNA. RefSeq names its product condensin complex subunit 2. Gene Ontology annotation, biological process: mitotic chromosome condensation. The record is from RefSeq and is a predicted model, not a curated record. The transcript is spliced from 3 exons. Gene Ontology annotation, cellular component: condensin complex. Gene Ontology annotation, molecular function: chromatin binding. Bases 347 to 2104 code for a protein of 585 amino acids. NCBI's taxonomy places the organism in Eukaryota, Metazoa, Arthropoda, Insecta, Diptera, Culicidae.
GAGUUAUUUGGUUGGUUUCCAUCGUCCGUUAUGCAAACGUAGUAAUUUCUUCCGUUGCCUGAGGAUCAAGUGCCUGCGUUCUUUGCACUAUUCAGGUGUUCGUCAAAAUGCUGUUUCCACUUUUCGAUAACCUCACGUUGAUUCGUCCAGAGGGUCCCAUGCUCGGGUCAUGUCGGCUCGCUGCACAAAGCCGUAAGAUUAUUCUUUUGCCAAACAUACCUAUUUUGUAUAUCCAAAUAAACAUCAAACAUUUAUUUCCUGAAAUUUUGAAGACAUUAUGCAAUUAGUAAAAACUUUCUAAUUUCAAUAAUUUUAAAAUAAAUAUAUUUCUACAGCUGCCCGUGCAAUGGACAACAAUCGCGAAGAUGAAGAUGAGGACGAGGGCGCUGACAAGGAAAACGAUGUCAGUGUGGCAGCUGGUGGAGCGGACAAAGCUACGCAAGAACCCAAAGCGAAAAAGAAGCGGGCCCGGAAGGUGGUCAGUACAAUUACGAAGAACAAGGAUAGCAUCAAUGCCCCGUUGGAUACCAACCCGUUUACAGAUCCGUUUUUCGCUAAACUUAACUCAGUAGUCGGUGAUGUUAAUAGUACCAGUCGGCUGAUGCAAAACCUAGUUCCUACGGAGAAUGCCGAAUUGCGACUGCGAAUGGAUUAUCCCUUUUGGGACGAUUCGGAGUCACCUGAGUUGAACUGCGAAGAGGAAGAAGACUACAACGAUUGCGAGAAGACAUCAACCACGCUCUACGGGGUUCUCAGGACAAAUAAACUCCACCAGAGGCUGGCCGGAUACGUGAUAACGGAUACUCCCGCUGAGGAUGAAGACGACGAAGAAGAUAAAAUGAAAGACACUGACGACGUGCAACUCCGAGAUGGCCAGGCGGAACCACUUGCCAUGAACCGUUCCGCGUUGGAUGUCCAGUUCGACAUUGAUGCGGAAGUGGAACCGGUUCCUGUUGGCGAUGCUUACAUUAUCGAUUACGCUUCUGCGGACGCGAUGGGCGGACCGGAACAUGAUGACGAGUUCAACGAUGAAGACCAGAUUGCGCUUCAAAACUGUCGAGGUCUCAAACGGAAAACCGUCCUCAUUGAAGACAUGCGUCCAAUCGAUUCCUCCUCGGUGAACCUUGAGUACUCCUAUCGUGCUCUGGAUAACAUCUCACAAUUCUGGGCUGGUCCUUCCCAUUGGAAGUUCAAACGGUCAAAGAAUCCACGCAGCAUGUCGAUGCGACACACUCUCGGAACAACGGAUGCAGAUGGUAAAACAAAACAGAAAGUAACUCGGAAGAAAAAACGGUUCGAGGUUGACGUUCUAGACGACAUGAUCAGCGUGGCGGAAGAGUUGUUCCCCGGUUACAACCCGAAUCGCCCGGUGAAAAACAUAACCCACCUGAAAAGUUUAAUCUGUAAAAAGUGGGACUCCAAAAAGUUGAAGUUGCCUACGGAUUUCCACCUGGAACGGAAUCGUUUCGAUGUGAAUAAAUUUGCCCGGGGCAUGAAACUGCAGGAAUUUGACGCGGCCCCGGAACCGGAUGUACCAGUCGAUGAGUACGACUACAGCAAUCCCGUCGAUCAGAACUACUGCAGUCGAGUUAUGAACGAUGAAAUCGAUCCCGAAGCAGAUCCGGUGCCAGACUUCGCUGGAGGAUCGGGCGACGAUCAUCAAAACUUUGACGAUAUCGCAGCAGGAGAGGAUGGAGGCGGCGGAACAGGUCAACCGCUCAACACCAGCCUUGACUUCAUACCUACAGAAUUCCAAGGAGCACCGGAUAGGGUAAUGAAAAUCAAUAUUGCGUACGCGAAAACGGCGAAGGUGGUGGACAUGAAGCAGCUGAAAUCGUGUUGCUGGAGGCUCAUCCAAGAGCGCACUAGCCAAUGCCCUGCCGAAGCGCCUGCUGGCAGUAGCAGCAAUGUCAGUUUUUCCGAGGGAAAAGCCACAUUUACCGAAAUUUUCCGAGAACUACCCCACAUCCUGUCGAAGUCGAUGAGCGAAAAUAUUUCCAAAUCGUUAGCAUUCUAUUCGGUGCUGCAUCUGACCAACGAACGAUCACUCCGGUUAGUGCGGCAAGAGGAUUUGCAAGAUUUUACAAUUCUACCGCCUGCGUAACGAAGCACACAUGCCCGAUUGCAAACGUUUAGCCGUAACAAAACUAAAGAAUAACGUAUAGUGCAAAGUAGUUUACGGAGAAUCUUCUACUUUUAUCACAUUUCUCACCAGUUUGUAUAAAGCUUUCAAGUCGAAAUAUAAAUCCGUUUGUAUGUUUCGAUUUUGUAGUACUAGUAGGAAUCAUCUGAACAAUUCAAUAUUUUCCGAACAGCGUUACAGUUUAGUUGUUUUUUAGAGUAAGCUCGGAGUAGAUAGCGACGGUAGUCUGAAUUUUGAAAUCUGAAUCUGUAUAGAAAUAAAAAUCUAUUGAUAGGAUUAUUUUCGGUAA